GCGCCUUAUUCGGGGGUGUCUUGCCGGGAAAAGGCGUCGCUUCUCGCUAGUAAACAGCAGCGAAAAAGGCAGAAAAAGACGGCGGUGGGUUUUGUCGCUGCGGAGCACGAACAAAAGACCUCUCCCUUUCGGCCCCGCGGUAAAACGCCGACGGCGCGGUUUCGCUUGUCCGUCGCCGUUCUCAAGCUUGUCACGCUGCGAAAACAUCGUCGGGGCGUUAGCCAGCUAGCCUAGCAUUAGCAUUAGCAUUAGCCACAACAGCUGCAGCGGACGACGAGGAUGAUAGCGCUCAUCAACAAACUGCUGGACUGGUUCAAGGCGCUCUUCUGGAAGGAGGAGAUGGAGCUGACCCUGGUGGGGCUGCAGUACUCCGGGAAGACCACCUUCGUCAACGUGAUCGCGUCUGGCCAGUUCAGUGAAGACAUGAUUCCCACGGUGGGAUUCAACAUGAGGAAAAUCACUAAAGGCAACGUCACCAUCAAGCUGUGGGACAUCGGCGGGCAGCCUCGCUUCAGGAGCAUGUGGGAGCGUUACUGCAGAGGAGUCAGCGCCAUCGUCUACAUGGUGGACGCCGCCGACCCGGAGAAGAUCGAAGCGUCCAAGAACGAACUCCACAACCUGCUGGACAAGCCUCAGCUGCAGGGCAUUCCUGUUCUGGUUCUGGGAAACAAGCGGGACCUGACAGGCGCUCUGGACGAGAAGGAGCUGAUUGAGAGGAUGAACCUGUCAGCCAUCCAGGACAGAGAGAUCUGCUGCUACUCCAUUUCCUGCAAGGAGAAGGACAACAUCGACAUCACCCUCCAGUGGCUGAUCCAACACUCCAGGACCAAGAGGAGUUCCUGAGAUAAGACAAGCCUCCCCAACAGCCUAGCCACGCCCAUUUGAUCAAGCCACUCCCCCAUGAACAUGCCCCUCCCCCUCAUGUCUUCUGUUUGUUUACAUGGUCCACAAACCUCACUCGCCAUCGUGUGCCCUGCUCUGAUUGGUCGCCGGAUUGAAGUGUUUUCUUUUUUUAUGGGGGCGGUGCUUUAGUUGUCUGGCUCCGCCCCCACACACUUUGUAAACAUUGAAUACGCCAUCAAACAGCACCCCCACCCCCCAGCUAAUUAGCAAAGAACUAAUUGUAUUUACCGAUCUGAAGUUUUUAUAAAGAAGUGCGUCGUCACGGUGACGGCCUUCAUCACCUCAUCCGUCCAUCAAUCCUCAUCUCUCACCCUCACCAGCUUCUCCUCUUCCUCCUCCUCCCGUUUCUUUCUGGAUGUUUCCUUCCCGCUCGCCACCUUCGGGUCCGUGCGUUUGAAAAGAAACCUUUUUAUUGCACUGUUAAUUCUUUGUUUUUGUAAGAUAAGAAAAAUGUUAAUAAUCUAACAGCUUUUUAUGUUGAUUUGUAUCUUAUUGUCUCGCUACUUCCUGUCCGCUCAGCCGCCAGGAAGCUAUUUAUGUGGAAAUCAGAUUAUUUAUAAAUGCCAUCCGUCUUCUUUGGCCUUCGCUGGCGGACAUUUUUAACAAGUUACUUUCACCAAGAAGAGUAAAAAAAAAAUAAUCACGGGAAGUUUCUGCUAAGUGGUCGCUUUUGUCAACAAGCCAAACCUAGACGACCACCGUGUCAGUGUUUUGUCUGGGGGCUUUUAUUUUGGUGAGAAAGAACAAAAAAAAGACUUUUAUGACGUCACUGAGGAACCCAAGUGAAAUGUGAGGAGAAAUAAAAAAAAACCAACGUGAAAACUUCAAA
Molecule: messenger RNA, 1732 nt
Organism: Nerophis lumbriciformis (worm pipefish)
Lineage: Eukaryota; Metazoa; Chordata; Actinopteri; Syngnathiformes; Syngnathidae
Gene: arl8a
Product: ADP-ribosylation factor-like 8A
Biological process (GO): anterograde axonal transport; protein transport
Cellular component (GO): lysosomal membrane
Molecular function (GO): GTP binding; GTPase activity
Source: RefSeq, a predicted model, not a curated record